AUGCCGGAGAGCGGGUUUGUCCCGACGCAUAUCCUCCACAACCCUCGACCGAUUUACAGCCACAGCGAGUACAACUUCAAAUCGAAGAUCAUUUGCACCUUAGGCCCAGUUAGUCGAGAGGUUUCCGUCCUCGCGGACAUGCUCCGUGCCGGCAUGAAAGUCGCGCGGUUCAACUUCUCGCAUGGUGAGCAUGCCUACCACCAGCAGACCUUGGAUAACCUAAGGAAGGCCUGUGCCAGCACUGGUUUGCUGUGUGGUGUCCUACUGGACACAAAGGGUCCAGAGAUCCGCACCGGCUUCCUCAAGGAUGGAUGUGCUGUUACACUCGAGGCACGAUCCGAAGUAACCUUGACCACCGAUUAUGGCGUGAAGGGCGAUGCCAGAACUAUUGCAGUAUCCUAUCCGAGCCUUGCCAAGGAUGUCAAACCUGGAAGCAAAAUUCUUGCCGCGGAUGGUUCCAUCACAUUUACCGUAUUGAGCUGUGAUAUUAGCGCGGGCACGGUUAGGGCUCGCGUUGAAAACGAUGCCAAGCUUGGCGAAAGGAAAAAUAUGAAUCUUCCCGGUGUUAUUGUGAACCUACCGACUAUCACAGAAAAGGACAAGACUGAUAUUCUUGAAUGGGGUGUCAAAAACAAAGUUGAUUUUAUCGCAGCCUCCUUCGUGCGCAAAGGAUCCGACGUUGAAUAUAUCCGCGAGGUUCUCGGGGACUCGGCGAAGCACAUUUCGAUAAUAUCCAAAGUUGAGAACCAGGAAGGCCUUGACAACUUUGCCGACAUCGUAGACAAAUCUGAUGGCAUCAUGGUUGCCCGUGGAGAUCUUGGCAUGGAGAUUCCUAUGCAUCAGAUUUUCCUCGCACAGAAGCGCAUGAUCAAGCGAUGCAAUGAGCACGGAAAGCCCGUGGUGACAGCGACCCAAAUGCUCGAGUCAAUGACAGGCGCGCCCAGACCUACACGCGCAGAAGCAACUGAUGUCGCGAACGCCAUCCUCGAUGGAACUGACUGCGUGAUGCUCUCUGGAGAGACCGCGGCGGGGGAUUAUCCGGUUCACGCAGUCCAUUCUAUGGCACAAAUUUGUGGAGAAGCAGAGGCUCACAUUGAUCCUGUCAGUGUUUAUCGCCGUAUUCUUGAGCGACAGGAAAUCCCCAUGAAAAACUUUGAGUCGGUCGCAUCUACCUCAGUGCGCGCUGCGGAGAAGGUCGGCGCAAGGCUAAUCAUAUCACUUGCACGCACCGGAAUGGUGGCACACCUUAUGGCGAAAUAUCGACCUGCUGUCCCUAUUCUAAUGGUCGUCCUGGAUGAGAACAAUGAUGGGUCCGCGCAAAGCUUGGCCAGGAGAUCUCUUGUUUACCGUGGCAUAAUACCACUCGUAGUCCCUUCCGUUGGAGACUACAGGACACAGCUCAUCGAGGCAAUUGAUCACGCUGUCAAGCUUGGCCUCGUGGUUACCAACGAUAAAGUUAUCGGCGUGCAUGCGCUGGGCAAAGAUUCGGUGAUGAAGGUACUUGACGUGCAUUAAUGUUGUGCAACACGCAUAAAAUCGGAGGGUCCGGCGCCUGCCAUGUAUUUUUCGACUCCAACGGUACAACUACCAACACUGCACACUGUAUUAGUGACAUAUCCGUUUGAUUUUGUUGGGGAGGCAGGGAUAAUCUGAGCGACUGAUCGAAUCGGCGCCAGAGAGCGAUGCUCAUGUCACGUGCUUGUCCUCAAUGUUCCUAUCGCAGGCUUCGGGAUCAUGCGCGAAAUAGCUGUAACGUUUUUAAACGACCGACUGGCGGUCGGUGCUUUCUAAGCGGCUAAACUCGAAUGCCACGGUGGAGUCGGAGCCGUACUUUCAUUUCAAGUCGACGGUGGCCGUCUCGAAUGGCAAUUAUACAAUCGGAAGUAAAUCAGUAUCAUCAAUCCCCUUAAAUAGCGAAAUGCCAAAGAUGCACAGAUUCGGAGGCAAAUGUUACCACCCCCGACCGUCGACGACCACGGAAACCACCGGCCACCACCAUCCGACGAGAUGAGCAUAUUAAUUAAUAACCGGGAUAUAUUAACUAACCGGGAUAUAUUAAUUAAUAACCGGGAUUAAUAUAUAAUAAUAUACAAUCAGUACGUAC
Messenger RNA from Micromonas commoda, 2104 nucleotides. Its product is annotated as cytosolic pyruvate kinase. Gene Ontology annotation, molecular function: magnesium ion binding; potassium ion binding; pyruvate kinase activity. The record is from RefSeq and is a predicted model, not a curated record. The coding region runs from base 1 to 1515 and encodes 504 amino acids. Lineage: Eukaryota; Viridiplantae; Chlorophyta; Mamiellophyceae; Mamiellales; Mamiellaceae. The transcript has a single exon. Gene Ontology annotation, biological process: glycolytic process. Gene Ontology annotation, cellular component: cytoplasm.